AUGCACAUCGCCCCUGCGCUGGUCGCGGGCUGUCUGGCCCUCGAGGCGUCAGCUUUCCUUGUGCCCCUCGAAGUGUCAGAAGCCGCACAGCAGGCAAAGUCCGAGUUGGCCUCUCUGCUCGCUACCACAGGUCACACUGUCGACCUACACUGCCCCGGAUGUCCCUACUUUGGCGUGGAAGACUCAGAACAACCAAAAGAGGAUGUCGAGAACGAGAUACGUCUUGAAUUCGACAUGGACUCUGAACAAGGCCUGACUAUCAAUGGCAUUCCUAUUUUUUCCUCCGACCCUUCCAACUCCCCAACUUCCUACAUCGUCACCGCGCCGCAGAUUCGGGUGGAAGAUGGUCAAAAAACAGACCCAGUACAACUGGACUUUGCCUGGGAAAGGUUACCACCUAUCUCAUCCGCUGAAGAGCCCGAAAUUUCCAUCCUCCCCCUCAGGUUCACGAUCCUGGGUCUUGAAGGCCACCCAGUGAAGGUCGACACCAUCGCCAUCGAGCUCCUGCACACUUCCGACCAAACCUCCAUCGCCCGUAUCCUCACUAUUCCCUUUGAAGACACCCCGGGCGCCCAAACGUGCAACACAACUUCCAAAUGGUCUCUUUGCCGUCUUCGGGCCAUCAUCGUUGCCCGACUGCAAACAAUCAUGGAAGCCGCGAAAGCACGUGCCUCCUCUGCAACAAAGGCCUGGGCUAGCGCAAACAAUAGCGAGGAUCAGCCCAAGGACAAAGGAUGUGGACGUGGCCGCGGCAAAGGGCCAGGCAUGUUUGGUGGCCGUCCUCCCCACGGUUUUGGCGGACCUCACCGGGGUUCUCAUGGCGGUCCUCACGGCGGUCCUCCCAACGGCUUCCAUGGUCCUCCUCAUCGUGGUGCGCAUGGACCUCAUGGCCCUCACCAUCACGGCCAGCAUUUUGCCCAUCACCGCUUCCACCGCUUCGGUCACAUGUUGCACCAAACGCUUCGCUUCUUUGUCAUCCCUGCGAUCCUCGGCGUUAUCGGUGGCCUCAUGGCCAGUGCGAUCGGAAUGCUCGUUGGCCAAUGCAUUUCGUACCUGUGGAUCCGGUUCCAUCGGGGCGGAGUGCGUGGGAAUGCCACUGCACGAGAUAUCCGUGUCGUGGAGAUUGUGCUUGACGAGGAAGAGAAGGACGCGUUGAUCAUCGACGAAGAGGCGAUGGAUACCCCGCCCGAGUAUACAGACGUCGAAUCGCGAACGGUCGGGGAGAAGGACUAA
Messenger RNA from Cladophialophora yegresii CBS 114405, 1233 nucleotides. RefSeq lists its product as uncharacterized. Lineage: Eukaryota; Fungi; Ascomycota; Eurotiomycetes; Chaetothyriales; Herpotrichiellaceae. The record is from RefSeq and is a predicted model, not a curated record. Bases 1 to 1233 code for a protein of 410 amino acids. The transcript is spliced from 2 exons.